This is a messenger RNA of Thrips palmi, 2629 nucleotides long. RefSeq names its product SET domain-containing protein SmydA-8-like. The transcript is spliced from 12 exons. Lineage: Eukaryota; Metazoa; Arthropoda; Insecta; Thysanoptera; Thripidae. The coding region runs from base 834 to 2516 and encodes 560 amino acids. Gene Ontology annotation, molecular function: protein binding. The record is from RefSeq and is a predicted model, not a curated record.
ACAAAACGAGGAGUUUGACGAGGGAGAAAAUAUGAGUCCUGUUUCACAUUCUUUUUAGUCACGUUUUAUUAGUGACACAAGACUUUUUUUCGGCAAGCCGAAUGGACAGAGAAAAAAAUGAGCUUCGCUCAACAAAAAGGUUCGAGCAUGAUUUCGGUCACGCGCCCGCCAUGGACACAUACGGUGUCUCCAUGACCCCACAGGAGCGUCGUUGCUCUAGGGCUUUACACUCUUCCGGCACAAAAAAUACAAUAUACGUACAGUGUGCUACCGUAAUUGCGGGUAAUAUGGGGCACAGUGAACUAAAGAAGAGACUGCCUACACUGAAAAUCCAAGUCUGAGUUACGGUUUUCCUACGCUUGAAAAUCGUUUCACACUUGCAAGCGUGGAACACACGUUAAUCACAAUAAUGCGUGAGACAUUUUGGUUCAUGGCAAAGAACGGCAGCCGCCAGCCAGGUUGGCUCACGCCACUGCCCCGCAGAUGGAUUUGCAGUGUACGCACACCCUGCGUCGCGGUGCGUGAGCCGGCCGAGAGUGCUUCCCCGAAUCCCCUCCCCUCGUCAAGCGCUAGCACACUGAUUCCGAGAGUCGUUUUCUUCGCUCUGUCUCUCUCGCACCCACCCGGGAUGCCCCGCGAGUGCGAGAGAGACAGAGCGACGAAUGUUUCUCGGAAUCAGCGGGCAGUCCAGCCGGGCUCGACCACCGCUGCCGAAUGCUUGCUUGUGCGGUGUGCGGUGCGCAGCGCACGCAGUCUGCCUCUACCUGCGGUCAAGUCAAGUCAGCGGAGCGCAUCGUCGUCGUGUGCGUGGUCGGUUUUAAUCAGUUCCAACGAUGUCUGCCGCGCGACCUCUGAGCCACAACGAUGCGACGGGCCCUUGCGCCGUGUGCGGCAAAUCCGGCCUGCCGUGCGCGCGCUGCCGCGUGCACUACUACUGCAGCAAGGAGCACCAGAAGGAGCACUGGCCGCAGCACAAGCCGGGCUGCGGCAGCAUCGGGCUGGUUAACGGUGUGGUGGUGGCCACCAAGUGCAUCCCAGCCGGCACCGUCAUCAUGCGCGAAGUGCCCACGCUCACCUUCCCGUCGUCGCCGUGGACGUACCACGCACUCAAAAUUAAGUGGAUGUGUUCAGCGUGCUACGCCAACAUGACCUGGAUGAAGUCGGCCUACCAGUGCACCCGUUGUGGACUCCCCGUCUGUGACGACCAGUGCAGCCAGUCGACCAAUCACCAAGUGGAGUGCCAGAUAAUGCAGCGCGCCAAGUACAAAGUGUCCGAGGUUGACCUUCGUGGCCCUCAGAACUUCUUUUUUGGCGCUGUUGUGGCGACUCUACGCAUUGCCGCAGCGUUCCGCGGGAACCCGCUGCUUCAACAUUUGGACCGUGAAUGGAACUUCGAGAUAGAGGGUUACAAGAGGGUGCCUUCCGCGACGAGUAUGAUCAGAGGCAACCAUAAGGCCUGCUCCACAGUAGCCUCCCUGUUGCGCCGGACGGUCAAGGAGUUCUCUGAAGAUGACCUGAAACGGGCCGCCCGCAUCUCCUUCAUGUACGGAGAGGAAAUGGAGGGCCCCAGCCCCGAAAGGUUCAUUGGCGUCACCAAGCAGCGCUACGGGCGGCAUCUGUACCUCGGAAUGCAGCUCCGGAAGCACAGCUGCUACCCCAACACCGGCGACCGGUGCAUGGCGCCAGAGACCGCGGAGCACGUUGUAGUGACAACGAGAAACAUCAGUGCUGGCGAAUGCAUCACUAAAAACCACCAGGGCGUCGACUGGCUGGAUGAGACAAUGCAGCGGCGCACCCUCAUCUUCACUCGCUGGGGGUUCGUCUGCGACUGCGAACGCUGCAGUGACCCUACCGAGAUGGGAAUGUACGUUGGCUCGCCCUGCUGCGUCGUCUGCGCACGAAAGGGUCGGCAGAGCUACUUGGUGCCGGUUGUCAAAGACCACAGCCAGUGGCGCUGUGAGGGUUGCAACAAAAAGAUGACCGAAGCCCAGGUCCAGUGCUUAACUCUUGACGUUGAGAAGAAGAUGGACAAGCUUCAUGGAUCUCCACCGGACAAGUUACUCAAGUUCAUCGCUAGUCAGCUGCACCCUCGAGGCCCGCUGCACCCCACGCAUGGACUCGUGCUGCGCGCCAAAGAUUACAUCAGGGCCUACAUCUACGAGAACAGAGCCGACGAAUACGCUUCCGAGUCUGAAAUCGACACUUGGGAGGUGGUCAUCCGCGACCUGCUACGAGCCAUGGACCGACUGCUCCCCGGAACCAGCGAGGCGCGUAUCAUGGCGCUGCUCGAGCUGCGGCGGCUUGUCCUUGGACGCGUGCGGCUAUAUUGCAGCGACAUCCUACUCACCGCCUUGGGAGAUUUCAAAGAUGUGUGCCCCGAGAUUAUGGAUCCGUCAUUUUGGAAGGAUAGGGAGGCCGUGCUGGAGGUGAACAAGGAGCUUUGUCGAUACCACUUCAACCGAGACGAAGAUGAGCCGAAGCGAUCUCUGAUUAAUGAUCCUUUCGGUGGCAGGUAGAUCCAUAGAGACUGUGAGUGGAAAGGCCUCUGUCUCUGUCGCAUGUAACAAUGUUGUCAAAGUCCGUGUAUUUUCAUUUUAAGAAUUGAAAUGAAUUUUUUCAAACCUAUCAA